Molecule: messenger RNA, 3735 nt
Organism: Linum trigynum
Lineage: Eukaryota; Viridiplantae; Streptophyta; Magnoliopsida; Malpighiales; Linaceae
Source: the annotation of a GenBank genome assembly
AGUCAUGUAGGUUUUGUCAUUUAUGAUCAACGGUUUAUGAUGAAAUAGUAUUGCGUCCUUACAGUUUUAUUGCAAUUCUACUAUCACGAAUGAUGCUAAUUGAACUAUAAAACAUUAAUGGGAAAUAUAUGAAAGAUGCAAAAGAAAAGGAAUAUCAAACAAUAAAUUUUAAAUAUUUAGUAUUUAAAAUCAUGAUUUGAAAUAUACUUUUCAAAAGGGUAAAUGCCACAUUUGGUCUACUGAGCUUACUAAAUCGUGUCAUGUUUAGUCACUAGAAAAAUUUAAUAUUAAUUUUGGUCACUCGAAUUACUGAAACAUGUCACAUUUGGUCACAAUCCUGUAGCCUCUGUCCAACUUCGGUCACUCGAAUUAUUGAAACAUGUCACAUUUAGUCACUCGAAUUACUGAAACAUGUCACAUUUAGUCACUCUCCCGUUAGUUUCCGUCCAACUCCAAUGACGGGAGAGUGACUAAAUGUGACAUGUUUUAGUAAUUCGAGUAACUAAAAUUGAUAUUAAAUUUUUCUAGUGACUAAAUGACACGAUUUAGUAAUCUCGGUAACCAAAUGUGACAUUUACCCUUUUCAAAAUGACAGAAUUUAAAAUCCAUUAAUGCAUUUCAAUACAUGCAUUUCUAUCAUUUUUGCCAGAAGAGUUAAUCCAAAAUCAACAUGAGCUACGAAUUUCCAAAAAAUUUCACUAUGCCAAUAUGAAGAGCACUUCUACUAUGCUAUAUAGCAUCGGUGCUUUAAUGUACAACUUAAAGUUGUACCAUAACAUUAAAUGUAUAAGUUUAGGUUGUAGCAUAACGAAAUUUGUAUCAUUAUGUUAUGGUACAACUUUACAACUUGAAGUUGUACCAUUAAAUAAAGGUACAAGUUCAAGUUGUACCAUAAAAAAAUUUGUACAAAAUGUAUAUGAUACAAUUUCAAGUUGUACCAUAAAAGCAAAAACCUAUAGUACUAAUACUAUAUAGCAUUGUAAAAUUUCUCCAAUACGAAACGAGUAGCCAGUGGAAAUUUGGGGGAUAAUUAACGAGGCCAGAAAGUAAAACAAACAGUUGGCAUAACUAAGAAAUGGCAGUGUCACUGUCUCCCUCUGAGAAUCAGCCGUUGUGCUCAGAAGAAGCCAGGCACAAUGCAUAUGAGCAUAACUCUUUUUCUUUCAGUCAGAAAUCAAUACACCGCCAGCCAGCUAGCUGGCCGAAAGAACCGUAACAAGAAUUAUAAGGGUAGCUCUGGCUUCUGGAUUUCUGGUUCUCUUUUGCCAGUCAUCAAAUGGCUUCUUCUUCUGGGUCAGCAUCAUCACAAAAUUGCCCGCCAUUCGACUUCUCAGCCAAGUACUACUCCUCCUCCUCCAGUAGUGGAAAUGGGUGCGUGAGGCAGGGCAGCUUCUUCGAGGGGAAACCCUUGUUGGGACAAGGCGUCGGCUACUCUGUCAUUCUCGGCUUCGGUGCCUUCUUUGCCGUCUUCACUUCUUUUCUGGUGUGGCUGGAGAAGAGAUACGUCGGGUUACGCCACACUUCAGAAUGGUUCAACACUGCCGGCAGGAACGUCAAAACUGGACUUAUCGCCAGUGUCAUUGUCUCCCAGUGGACGUCGGCUGCCACAAUCUUGCAAAGCUCAAACGUGGCUUGGGAAUUUGGAGUGAGUGGACCGUUCUGGUACGCCAGUGGAGCUGCCAUUCAGGUUCUGUUGUUUGGGGUGAUGGCCAUAGAGAUCAAAAGAAAGGCUCCACAUGCACAUACAGUGUGCGAGAUUGUAAAAGCUCGAUGGGGUACACCUGCACACAUUGUGUUCCUCUUCUUCUGCUUCCUCACCAACAUCAUAUUCACGGCUAUGCUGCUCCUUGGUGGCUCGGCAGUCGUCAAUGCACUCACGGGAGUUAACAUCUAUGCCGCCAGCUUCCUCAUCCCACUUGGAGUCAUCGUCUAUACCCUUGCUGGCGGCCUCAAGGCCACAUUCCUGGCUAGCUACAUUCAUUCUGUCAUUGUCCAUGUAGCACUUGUCAUCUUUGUCUACUUAGUCUACACGGCAAGCAGCCAACUUGGCAGUCCCAGCGUGGUAUACCGCCGUCUACUGGAAGUGACGAGCAAAUCCAGAGCCUGCAAUGACCCAAUCUCCCACGCUGGCCAAGCAUGUGGCCCUGUUAAAGGAAAUUACAAAGGUUCUUAUCUUACCAUGCUCAGUCCUGGAGGCCUUGCCUUUGGCAUCAUCAACAUCGUUGGAAACUUCGGCACUGUUUUCCUUGACAAUGGAUAUUGGGUGAGUGCGAUAGCUGCAAGACCAUCCUCAACACAUAAAGGGUACUUGUUGGGAGGCCUGGUUUGGUUUGCUGUCCCUUUCUCUUUAGCAACAGCACUUGGUCUAGGAGCACUCGCCCUUGAUCUCCCAAUAUCUCAGGCAGAAGCAAGCCGUGGACUUGUUCCUCCUGCAACAGCCACUGCUCUAAUGGGGAAAUCUGGUUCUGUACUCUUUCUCACCAUGCUUUUCAUGGCUGUGACUUCAGCUGGAUCAUCCGAGCUAAUUGCAGUCUCCUCACUAUGCACCUACGACAUCUACCGCGCCUACAUAAACCCAAAAGCGUCAGGUAAACAAAUCCUCCGAGUCUCGAGAGCAGUCGUGCUAGGAUUCGGAUGCUUCAUGGGGUUGCUGGCAGUGAUACUGAACAAGGCUGGAGUGUCACUUGGUUGGAUGUAUCUAGCCAUGGGAGUGCUUAUAGGCUCAGCUGUUAUUCCCAUUGCUUUGAUGCUCCUAUGGAGGAAAGCCAACGCAAUUGGUGCCAUAUUGGGAACUGUAAUCGGAUGUGUUCUAGGUAUAACCACGUGGUUAUCAGCUACGAGCAUCGAGUAUGGGAGGAUCGAUCUUCACACGACUGGCAGGAAUGCACCAGCGCUGGCUGGUAAUCUGGUUUCUAUACUUACUGGAGGAGCUGUACACACUUUGUGCAGUCUGGUGUGGCCUCAGAACUACGAGUGGGAUACUACGAGGGAGAUUAGCACUGUUGAGAAGGACCGGAGUGCGCUGCCUGCGGAAGAGUUUGGAGAGGAGAAGUUGAAGAGAGCUAAAGCAUGGAUUGUGAGAUGGGGAGUUGCUUUCACUCUUGUCAUUGUUGUUGUUUGGCCACUUCUUAGCCUUCCUGCCAGGGAGUUUAACUUAGGUUACUUCACAUUCUGGGUUGUGAUUGCCAUAGCCUGGGGAACCAUUGGAUCAACAGUGAUUAUAGCUUUGCCAUUGAUCGAGAGCUGGGGUACCAUCAAGAAUGUCUGCCUCGGGGUGUUUACAAAUGACAGGCUGAUGGAGAAGCUUGAAGAGAUCGACACGAAGCUGCAGACUAUCAUACUGACUAUCCCUGAAGCUGAGAAAAUGUACAUGCUUGAGAAGGAUAAAGCUACUGCGAAGAAGCGAGAGAUGGAACAUGAAGCUUAGUUGCUUCUUUGGAUUGAUCUGAAUCGAUCACAACCUUGUGUAAAUGAGCAAGUAAAUCUCAGUUUAUGGGGUUUCUACUGUCGAGCAGUUUUAAGUAUUGUCGCUGAACCAGUAUCAUGAUAUCAGUGAGUAAGUGAUACUGCUGCUGUUUAUCGUCAAUUACCAUGAGACCACAAGUAUUUGGCAUGCAAAUAUGCAAUAGCUGACCAUGCCAGGUUUCUCAUUUGAUUUCACAUGUACAGUCCAGUGUACAUUUUGGUUGUUGAAGUAUAGCUGGCCAAUGGCCAAAAUAAGGACAAGGAGAAUGU